Molecule: messenger RNA, 3128 nt
Organism: Triplophysa dalaica
Lineage: Eukaryota; Metazoa; Chordata; Actinopteri; Cypriniformes; Nemacheilidae
Gene: cdcp1b
Product: CUB domain containing protein 1b
Exons: 9
Coding region: 142-2676 (844 amino acids)
Source: RefSeq, a predicted model, not a curated record
ACAGGUACCAGAAGCAGGAAGCGAUCGUGCUCUUGGACACAUUGGGUUCAACAUGCAGGAUCUAACGAUUCUAUUCACAAAGGAUAUUUUUUAAACACACAGAUUUUAUUUAGGAAAGUUUAAGAGACAUUGCGGAGGACGAUGGGCUCGUGUUUGGUUUCUGUGCUCAUUGGACUGAUCUUGAUGCAAAUUCAACAAAACUCAGAGUGUUAUAAAAUUGAGGUGACCCCUCAGCGUGCCACUACAGUAGUCUUCAGAAGAAAAGGUGGACAGGAUCUGGACUGCACUGCAUGUAAGCGUGUAGGCUCAUCUGAAACCUGCCAGAGCUCUGAUCUAAAACUUGAUGAUCCCGAACUUACCGUUGUGAAUUUCAACUGCUCUCAGCCUGCAGAUGUCUUUAAUGUGGAGGUCACCCAGGGUAUUGAGUGCUUCGAAACACGCUGCAACAACAUUGCCAUACAUCCAGACUCUACGCGGUUCUUGGACUUCACCAGAACCUUUAUCUGGGAUGUGAAGGUUCCUUUAUCCAACACUGUCCAACUGGACUUUCCAGCACCAGGAAUGAGGCAGAUCAAACCAUCAGAACACUGUCUUAACAAUCACACUUACACCAUCAUUUCAUACCGGGCGGGACGUACCAGCAUUGGCACGUUUUGUAUGAGCGGUACAAUCAGUCGAAUCCAAGUGUUGUAUAGGGGCCGUGUAUCUUUGGAGGUUCAAAAAGGUACAGACCUGAACCCAUCUGACUUCAAAGUGUCUGUUGGACCCGAGUCAACAAUGUCGGUUGAGGUGGACUCCAAGCUGCCCAGAGGAGAAUCAUUCGAAGUCUUUUUUACACCAGAAUACACAAAAGGGUUCUCGAGGGAAGAUAAAAUCAAAUGGAACUUUGCUGUUGAGCCCUCGCACAAUUUUUCUGUUAAAUAUCUUGAUAAAACUGAACCUGAAUGCCAAACAGGGGAUGUCUCAAUUGAGUAUCUGUUUGAAGACAAGUUUGUGCUCACAAAGACAUUAAAGGACGAUCCCCCGGCCAAUAAAAAUGGAGAUUUCAGUAUGACUCUAGCCAAUUGCCUUGCAAAGACGGGGCUUUCUUUGAACUUCGAAGUGUCUGUGUUUAGAGGUGGAAUUCCAAAACUUUGCAAAGUGGAUCUUCAGAACGAGGAGGGAUUGAGUCUACAAGUAGAAAAGAAAAAUCCAAUGUCCUACUGUGAAAUGAGAAUGAAUUCUCUGGUGCAGGAGAAAACUGUGAUACCCGCGGGGAGCAAAGUUGAGUUGUCCUUCCUCGACUGCUCUGCAGAUGAUCUACAGCUGAUGGCCACCAAAACCAUAGUUUUAGAUUGUCCUAGGGGGCCUCCGUGUGCUGUGAGAAGUACUGAUUUAACUAUUCCAGCGCCAGUCAGUUGUCUGCCUGCCCUUCAACAGUUUACCUGGCUCCUCCGUUUACCGGAAGGAUCCAUAGAUCUGUCCUCCCUUCAGGGAAACCUACAUCAAUCUGUACCAGAGAAAGAGUGUAAUCAAGUUACCUUCCUGGUCUCAGAGAUUGGUGGCUCUAACAUCGGCCAGUUUUGUUCUGAUGGAGAAGGCACUAUCCAGAAAAUCCAGAUCAAAGGGAACGCUUCCAUUACUGCAAUGCCCAAAGGUGCACAGGGCCUGAGUCAGGAGAAAGGACCUCUCUUAAAAGCAAUCUUGAAUCCAGAAUUCUCAGAGAAUGUAGUGUACUCAGUUUCGCCACUUUUUAUGGGAUCCACGUAUCUCACAACACCCAACUGGCCCGAUGGUAUGAUGCCGUCCACCUCCGUCACGUGGACCGUGCUGGUUCCCUCAGAUUACCGGGCGGAGAUAGUGUUCACCAACAUCUCUCAACCGAAGUGCGCCUCGGGUCACGCUGUUGUUAAGAUACAAUCGGUAGACUCUCAGGAGGUUCAGUCCUGGAGAGAAGAUCAAACCCUUCCAUCCAUGGUCAUUCAACAACAAAGCUUCUACCUUAACAUGUCAAACUGUGAACCCAAAAGUGAACGCUUUGCUGUGCUCUCUAAGAUCAUUUUGCAGAGAGAAACCAGAAAGUUGCUGGGUAUUAUCUUGGCAGUAGUCGGGAUUCUCCUGCUCCUGUUAAUCGUCGUACUUAUUGUUGUUUGCGUCAUUCGAAAGAAAAAGAAACCUAGAGCCAACAGAUCCUCCAUCUUUAUGCCCAGAGGAAAGUCCAACCUCCCGGGUAAUGCCACCUUUCCCAAAACGAGAGCAGACAAUGAGUCCCACAUUUACGCCUCAAUUGAGGAUCAACCUGUGGUGGAUGGUAACUCCGGACACUGGGGCAACGGACAUCAGGUGGACACGUACCGUCCGUACACCGGACCCACUGACCCCAUACCAGCGGUUAAGGAAUCUUCUCCCGAAUAUACGCUGGAUAGAGGAGAUGGAAGACCAGAGGAACAAGAAACAUAUCAGCCUUUCCUUAACCCAACCAGCACCUUUAUGCCUGCGAGGCCUCGUACGCCGCUCAUAUCGGUGAGCAGUUUACGAUUCGAAGACCGCAGGAUGGCGCAAAAUGAGCUGAACACUUUUAAGAGCACUGGGGAUAUAAAUCCCAUCCGUUUGUCCACUGAUGAAUCCAGAUUUCAACCGCAACUAGACUCCGAUUCGGAUUCGUUUCACGAGCCAGAAUAUGACGAAACCAUGUAGUGUUGAGCAGCUAAUAUAUACAAGCAUUUCACAGCUGACUUCAUGUACAAUUUGACGAAUAACUGAGUGUACGUAAGUGUCAACUGGGUCAACAAACAACCCAACAGGAACAAGGCAAUUGGAACACACGCUCAUAGAGUGUUUUUUUGCAAAGCUGAUGCUAAAUGCUGGCCGCACUCUCUCACUGCCCUAGUGGUCACACUUGUAUUUUACAUGUUUAGUUUGAUUUUUUAAAUACUUAUUUUAUUGCUUAAUGUACAGAAUUAAUGCUCUUGCUGGAGCUGUUUGUGAACUUUUAAGACCCUCCAUACUUGGACAUUUAGGUUUUAACAGUGGCGGUUUCAUUUUGUAAUUUGGUUACAGGUUCACAGAUAUAAAGUAUUUCUCAUUUAAUUCUUGCUUUUAUGUAUGUUUGUGGAUUCCUAAAAUAAAUUCUCAGGUGUUUUAAUGUA